AUGGCAAUAAAACCUCAUGCGGCCAAAAAGUCACCAAAUACGAAAACAAACAACAAUAAACGGAGAGAAGCAGAGAGUCGAACCGAGGAGAAAACGGCAAUUCACGGACCAAAGCUGAAAACGACUCAAUUGAAGAAAACAGCGAGUAAAUCAUCGGCUUCUGCUGACAGAAAAGGAUCAACGACGGAUUUGGCUGUGAAAAAAAGCAAGUCAAAUGUCAAUACGGCUUAUGAGAAGACAAUAACCGAAGACAAGGAGAAGAAGAAGAAGGAGAAGUGGUCGGGAGAAGAAGCAGCGGGCAAAUUUGCAAAGACUUUGGAUACCGUGAAUAUGAAGGAGGAAUAUGAGGAAAUACAGAAGACGACGGUUCAAGCGGAAAGAUGCAAAAUAUGGCAAGCGCAUUCAUCUCGUAAUCGGAAUCCCAAUUAUAAGUGUUAUGAUGAUAAUCGAGUGAUUGUGCAACUGUGCAAGAGUGAUUAUAUCAAUGGAAGCAAAAUUAACGUUCCGAAUUUUGCUCCAUUGGUCUACCUCCUUCAACUUCCCAAAGUCGAAACCCCAGAAGCCGUGGAGGAAUUCUGGAGAGUCGUUUUCCAGGAACAAUGUCAAUCGGUUCAUAUCAUUGCUCGGCCGGAAGAACUCCAAAAUCCAGGAAUCGAACAAUUGUUCGCUCAGAAAUCUGGUGCCUAUCUCUACGCCAAUCAAUUCUUUAUCAACACACGAAAAGUGGAGAAAAAGGACAACUCAAAAGCAGAUCAGUUUGUCGUCGAGCUUCUUCCAGAAGGGUGUUCCAAUUCUGUAAUGUGCAGUGUUUAUUUGCAUACCUAUUGGAAACAGUUCGCUGGACCUGAUCGAUUUGCGGCUCAGUAUCGAGCUGCUCAGCAGAUUGCCAAAAAUGAGAACGGAAAUUCUCCAAUUAUCAUCGCUUCUGUGAAUGGAGCUGGACGGAAUGCAGCACUUCUUUCGUUUGCAGUUGUUGUAGAUCAAUUGUCGAAAGGAAAAGAGCCCAAGAUAAGUGAGAUUGUCCGCACCGUCCGAGAGCAACGUCCUCAAUCCGUUGAUUCGUUUCCACAAUAUGUUUCGUUGUAUCUGGCAACCAAUUGGCUCAUAAAAACUAAAGCAUCAAGUGGAUCGAAUACGGAUGAGAUGAUUUCAAGAAUCAAAAAGUUCAAUGAAAAGGCGACGCAUGAUAUGCCCAGUUCGACUAUGAAACAACCAACUGAAGAAUGCGUUUGA
This is a messenger RNA of Caenorhabditis briggsae, 1233 nucleotides long. RefSeq names its product Protein CBR-PPH-2 (gene Cbr-pph-2). The record is from RefSeq and is a predicted model, not a curated record. Gene Ontology annotation, biological process: protein dephosphorylation. Lineage: Eukaryota; Metazoa; Nematoda; Chromadorea; Rhabditida; Rhabditidae. Gene Ontology annotation, molecular function: protein tyrosine phosphatase activity. The transcript is spliced from 5 exons. Bases 1 to 1233 code for a protein of 410 amino acids.